This is a messenger RNA of Sphaerodactylus townsendi, 3826 nucleotides long. Its product is annotated as cholinesterase-like. Gene Ontology annotation, cellular component: plasma membrane. Gene Ontology annotation, biological process: choline metabolic process; acetylcholine catabolic process. The transcript has 4 exons. Bases 14 to 2158 code for a protein of 714 amino acids. The record is from RefSeq and is a predicted model, not a curated record. Gene Ontology annotation, molecular function: acetylcholinesterase activity. NCBI's taxonomy places the organism in Eukaryota, Metazoa, Chordata, Lepidosauria, Squamata, Sphaerodactylidae.
GUGCGGUACCACUAUGUACUUACGGUAUAAAAAGAAACGCCAAAUAAGGACUAACAGCCAGAAUAGGUGUCAGGGGUGGGUGAGUGCUGGCGGAUCACUUUUGACACGCAUGGCACAAGUUUGCGCACUUGGCAAGGGGGCCGGCCCCGCGCGACCACCUCCCACUUCCCAAAUGCCCGGAAGCCGCGACCACCUCGAUUCCCCUCUCCCUUCCCGGCAACACACGGACCUCCCCUCGCUUCCGCGCAGAAGCGCAUGGAGCCCAGGCCCCCAAUGUUGCUCGCCAAGCGAAAAGGAAAGGGGCGGGUGGAUGGGUACCUCGGCUCAGACCAGGGCGCUGGGGCGCCACGGGGCCAGCCAGGAGGGCCCGGAACUUUUGCUUGCUUCUCUGCAGUCCCCGGGAGGGUGCUCAACCCAUGCGCCCAAAGGUGCUGCAAUGUCUCGCCUCCUGCUUUGGUCCUUGAGCUUCCUAGUCCUUUCCAUUCUGGAAUCCAAGUCUUCCGCUGACGAUGGUACUGUAGUAGUCACCACUAAUGGCGCUGUCCAGGGAAAAUAUCUCUUAGCUGGCUCAAGAUCAAUCACAGCCUAUCUGGGCAUCCCCUAUGCAGAACCUCCUGUGGGGAAACUGCGUUUCCAAAAGCCUGUUCCCCAUAAGCCAUGGAGCCACAUUCUGAAAGCCACCAACUUUGGCAAUUCAUGCCCCCAAACAGCUAUUUCGGACACUCCUGAUGCUGAAAUAUGGUCCACAAACACACCUCUAUCAGAGGACUGUCUGUUUAUCAAUGUUUGGGUACCCAAACCCUGGUUCUCCACACCAGCAGCUGUCCUAGUCUGGAUCCAUGGUGGGGGUUUCUUUUUUGGCACAAGUUCCCAGGUAAUGUAUAAUGGGGCAUUCUUAGCUGCUAUAGAGCAUGUGAUUGUGGUGUCCAUGAAUUACCGCCUGGGAGCUCUAGGCUUCCUUUCAUUACCACCAGCCGCCCCAGGAAACAUGGGCCUGUUAGACCAGCAGCUGGCCCUGAAGUGGGUGAGGGAGAAUGUAGCUGCCUUUGGAGGAGACCCUACUCGGAUCACCAUCUUUGGCGAGAGUGCUGGAGGAGCGUCUGUCCACUAUCACCUCCUCUCACCAGGGAGUCAGCCUCUUUUUGACCGGGCUGUGCUGCAGAGUGGGACGGCCAUUUUACCCUCUACUUGGGUGAAUCCUGAAGAGGCCAAGAGGAAUGCUCUGGACCUGGCCCAGGUGAUGGGCUGUACAGAAGAUGAGGGCAGUGCCAUAGUGAACUGCUUGCAGGAAAAGCCACUGGAAGAAUUCCAAACAUCCAUGUCCUCAAUCAUGGAUCCCAAGAUUGUUUUGAAUAUUCCCUUCGUACCAACCACAGAUGGAGAUUUUCUUCCUGAUGACCCACAGAAACUAGUGGAGUCCAGGCGCUUUCAUGCCAAGCCUAUUAUGAUUGGUACCACUUCUGAUGAAGGGUCCAUCUUAGUCUACUACGCUGCUCCGCUAUUAAAUACAUCCAAUGAAUGCCUUUUGACCUGGGAGAAACUCUUGGAGGGGCUGAAACUAAUUAUUCACAAUGCAACCGAUGACGUCAUCCAUUCCAUUGCACAGAGGUACAGUGAAGCAGAACCAGAGGGCCCGGCACAGUAUCGCUCCGCCUUGUCCCAGUUCUGGGGGGAUUACUCCUUCGUAUCUCCAGCAAACGAAGUUGCCACAGAAACUGCAAAGACCGGAAGCCCUGUGUAUGCUUACAUUUUCACACAUCGCAGUGUUGGCUCCGUUUGGCCUGAAUGGAUGGGGUCCUACCAUGGAUCUGAGGUCGCAUACCUUUUUGGAACUCUGACGUUACUACCAGGAACCAAUGAAACUCAUACGGAGGCGGAGUUAGCACUAAUCCCGCAAGUGAUGCAGUACUGGGCGGAGUUUGCCAGAAGCGGCAAUCCCACCCCUUCAGAUGUUGGUGAGGCAAAAUGGCCACUCUACAACCCUGAGGAACAGAACUUCUUUCGCAUCAGCACGGAGCCGCCUCAAGUCAUGAAGCCCUCACCUGCUCGGCACUGCAGUUUCUGGAAGACACUCUUAUCACAGGCAUCAAGCCCAGACCGGCCUCCAAGAGAUUCUCUUCCAUCUAGCCCAGAAGUCAACAGGAAAGAAGAACUGUGAUUUAAAUUCAUAUGAAUGGAGAAAGAGCACUGAAUGAACUGGGAGGAACAAGUCUAAAGAAUUAAGAAAAAGGACAUUUCUGUUUGCAUUUUCCAUCUCUCAUAGUAAUUUCUGUCGUCUGAUUUUGAAACAUAAGAACAAUGAACAGCUUCCUCUAAUUUUCUUCUCACAAACAAUCAAGUCUACAUUCAUGUAACUAAAGAGAAAAGAUUUGAAGAGGAUCAUAUAUUCUAUGUGGCAUUUUAUGUAAUUUUUUGUAUACCUAUGUUGUGAGCCUCUUCGAGUCUGCUGUGGUGGGUGAGAGCCGGGGAUUAAAUCAAAUCAAUCAAUUAAUAAUAAUAUUGUAUUAGUGUAUGUUUCCUUGGUUCUGUAAUUGUUUUGCAGUUUUUGUUCAAAUGUAAGUGUUCCCUCUUCUGGUUAAGCACAAUCAAAUAUUUCAUUUUUGGUGUGAAUUUGGGGCUUGGCGGAUCAUUCUGCCCUAUAUAGAAGUGUUAUUGUGAUCCAUCCUACCCGACUAAUGUGAUGGAGUCAGGAAAGACUUUGAAUUCUUAGUCUGAGGCAGAGUCUUUAUAGACAGAAAAAAGGCUAGAUCUCUAGCCAACACUUCAGGUUGGCAACCCUGUUGCCAAGAGGGCCUUUUCAGUGGCAGCCCCAUGAUUAUGGAACAACCCCUACCAGGGCUGUGCGUGGCCCCUCACUAUUGGUCUUUGGGAAGCAGCCAAAUACUACUUUAUUUAGCACUGUAUUUAGUUAAGGUAGUCAUUAAUUACAAUUUUACAUUUUGGUUUUAUGUUUUUAAACAUUUUAAUACAUUUUUUUCAUAUUGCAAGCCAUCUUAAGCUUCACAGGAGGAAAGGCAGCUAAUAAAUAAGUGUCGUUCCACAAUACUGUCUUAUUCACCUGUGCUUUUCGGUGUCUUGUGCAAAUGCUUUGGACGAAUCCCAAAGGCACCUGGUGGGCCACUGCGAGUAGCAGAGAGCUGGACUAGAUGGACUUUGGUCUGAUCCAGCUGGCUUGUUCUUAUGUUCUUAUGUUCUUAUCAUUUGUCCGUUGGCGUAGCUAUUCUUUUUAUAAAUACUUCUCAGUGGAGGCUCCCAUCUUGCAGGAUGUGCAAAACAGAAAUGUUCAGAGGGGCAUUUUUACAAGUUGAUUAGAACUACAGUGAAACAGAACAGACCUGAGGGGCACCUUUAUAAUGGAAUAGGAUUGUAGUCUACUGUGAUGAUUAUGGGUAGGCUCAUACUUCUCCUGCAUUGCCUUUUGCCUUUAUGAUUCCACUUUAUGCAUUGUUUAUAGUGUACCUUGUAUUGGGCACGUGGCUGUUCUGAUUUGUUUCUGCCUCUGCAAUCCUAGUCCUAUGGCAUUGGUACUUAGUUGCCUUAUGCUGUCUUGUUGCGUUGUUCAUAUUCGAAAAUCCUCUUUGAGUCUUGGUGAGACCGACGGGCUAUAAAUAAACAGAAAACAGUGAAAGGAGACACAAUUGUGCUGUCCAAUUACCUUCCAGGAUGUUACAUGGAAGAUGGCAAAUAGUUGUUAUUCCACAAAAGACUAGAUCCUGUCGGUAGGUUUUGGUUGUGCAGUAAUAUAGAACACUUUUUAUGUACUUGACAACAGCAGCAAGGAUUGUAUAUGCAUACAAAUGAAGGGCAAUAAACCAACAAAACAAGA